Dovyalis caffra is the source of this 450-nucleotide messenger RNA. Lineage: Eukaryota; Viridiplantae; Streptophyta; Magnoliopsida; Malpighiales; Salicaceae. The record is from the annotation of a GenBank genome assembly.
AUGGGAAGUUCUAAUAUCUGGCAGGAGCAAAGGAACUUUGUGAAGAGUUUGCAUGAACAGGGUAUAUUAGACAGUCAUUUUGAUGACAUCCUUGAUUUACCAAGAGAGAGCCCUCAGUUUGUGAUUGAUUUGGUCAGCACAUUCUGCAGUGAUGCUGAAAUUGCCAUAGCAGCACUGAUCAGAUACCUCAAUGAACCUGACAUCAACUAUCCCAAAGUUAUCGACCAUGUUCACCAGAUCAGAGGCGCUAGCUCUUGCAUUGGUGGCCAUAGGAUGGCCCUUGCUUGUCGUGAGCUCCGAUAUGCUUGUGAAGACAAGGACAAGGAGAGGUGCUUUGCAGCUUUUGGCAAGACCAAGGAUGAAUAUCAAAUUUUAAAAGAGAAGUUUGAUAUCAUCUUGCAGAUGGAGAGAGCUAUGAUUUCUGGUGAAUCUAAAAGAAGCCAACAAUAG